GCGCGGUCCCGGAAGGCGAGGUGCUGACAUACUUCCGGCCUUUGUGACUCAUUGUGUCUGUGUGGAGGCGUCGGGAGGGCCUAGGUCCGUGUGCGGUGCCCUUCGGCCGGCCUGAGCCCCAGAGUCAGCUCCCCUUUCUCGCCCAGCGCCCCCAGGCCGCUCCCGGGGCACACGGAGUAGUACAGAAACAAAUAUAAAGCAUCUUCUAGGACAGAAAAGCCAGCACAGACCCGGUUUUCAUCACGCCAGUUCCCUGAGCCUGAAUGAUGACUGCUGAAUCAAGGGAAGCGACAGGUCUGUCCCCGCAGGCUGCACAGGAGAAGGAUGGGAUUGUCAUAGUGAAGGUAGAAGAGGAAGAUGAAGAUGAUCACAUGUGGGGGCAGGAUUCCAACCUGCAGGAGACACCUCCUCCUGACCCAGAGAUAUUCCGCCAGCGAUUCAGGCGUUUUUGUUACCAGAACACUUUUGGGCCUCGAGAAGCUCUAAGUCGACUAAAAGAACUUUGUCAUCAGUGGCUGCGACCAGAAAUUAACACCAAGGAGCAGAUCCUGGAGCUGCUGGUGCUGGAGCAGUUCCUUUCCAUUCUACCUAAGGAGCUUCAAGUCUGGCUGCAGGAGUACCGGCCCGAUAGUGGAGAGGAGGCUGUGACCCUUCUGGAAGAUUUGGAGCUUGAUCUGUCAGGACAGCAGGUCCCAGGUCAAGUGCAUGGGCCUGAGAUGCUUGCCAGAGGGAUGGUGCCUCUGGAUCCAGUUCAGGAGUCCUCAAGCUUUGACCUUCAUCAUGAGGCUUCCCAGUCCCAUUUCAAGCAUUCAUCUCGGAAGCCCCGACUCUUGCAGUCCCGAGCUCUCCCUGUCACUCACGUUCCUGCCCCUCAUCAGGAGGGGAGUCCCAGAGACCAGGCGAUGGCAUCUGCACUAUUGACAGCAGAUUCCCAGGCAAUGGUGAAGAUCGAGGACAUGGCCGUGUCCCUCAUCCUGGAGGAAUGGGGAUGUCAGAACCUGGCUCGGAGGAAUCUCAAUAGGGACAGCAGGCAGGAGAAUUAUGGGAACGUGUUUUCCCAGGGUUGUGAAACCAGAAAUGAGAAUGAGGAGUCGACCUCAAAAGCUGAAGUCACAGAAGACUCAGCAUCACAUGGGGAGAAAGCAGGAAGAUUUCAGAAAGAGUUUGGAGAGAAACGCGAACAUCAGGGCAGAGUAGUAGAAAGGCAGCAGAGAAACCCUGAGGAGAAAACUGGAAAAGAGAAGAGAGAGUCAGGUCCAACUACAGCCAGGGAUAAAAAACCUACCACAGGGGAGAGAGGUCCGAGGGAGAAGGGAAAAGGGUUGGGAAGAAGCUUCAGUCUGAGUUCAAACUUUAAUACCCCUGAAGAGGUUCCAACAGGAGCAAAGUCUCACAGAUGUGAUGAAUGUGGUAAAUGCUUCACAAGAAGUUCAAGCCUUAUCCGCCAUAAAAUCAUCCACACUGGAGAGAAGCCCUAUGAAUGUAGUGAGUGUGGGAAAGCCUUCAGUCUCAACUCAAACCUUGUCCUGCAUCAGCGAAUCCACACAGGAGAGAAGCCUCAUGAAUGUAACGAGUGCGGCAAGGCCUUCAGUCACAGCUCGAAUCUCAUUCUGCACCAGCGCAUCCACUCUGGAGAGAAGCCCUAUGAAUGUAACGAGUGUGGGAAGGCCUUCAGCCAGAGCUCAGACCUCACCAAGCACCAGAGGAUCCACACAGGGGAGAAACCCUAUGAAUGUAGUGAGUGUGGGAAAGCUUUCAACCGAAACUCGUACCUUAUUUUGCAUCGGAGAAUCCACACCCGAGAAAAGCCCUACAAGUGUACCAAGUGUGGCAAGGCCUUCACCCGGAGCUCAACCCUCACUCUGCAUCACAGAAUCCAUGCCAGAGAGCGAGCCUUGGAAUAUAGCCCAGCCUCCCUGGAUGCAUUUGGAGCAUUUCUCAAAAGUUGUGUGUAAAGCAAGAAUUUGUCAUCAAGCCAUUUCCCCUUUUGUUUCUAAAAUUAUUUCAGAAAUGCGUGCCCAUUGAG
Messenger RNA from Marmota flaviventris (yellow-bellied marmot), 2026 nucleotides. It is a transcript of the gene Zkscan1, whose product is annotated as zinc finger with KRAB and SCAN domains 1. Gene Ontology annotation, molecular function: DNA-binding transcription factor activity, RNA polymerase II-specific; RNA polymerase II cis-regulatory region sequence-specific DNA binding. NCBI's taxonomy places the organism in Eukaryota, Metazoa, Chordata, Mammalia, Rodentia, Sciuridae. Gene Ontology annotation, biological process: regulation of transcription by RNA polymerase II. The record is from RefSeq and is a predicted model, not a curated record.